Messenger RNA from Xenia sp. Carnegie-2017, 1438 nucleotides. RefSeq lists its product as uncharacterized. Bases 844 to 1263 code for a protein of 139 amino acids. The record is from RefSeq and is a predicted model, not a curated record. The transcript is spliced from 5 exons. NCBI's taxonomy places the organism in Eukaryota, Metazoa, Cnidaria, Anthozoa, Malacalcyonacea, Xeniidae.
AGAAAAGCCAGCCCGUUUUUUACUCUGAAAUAUUUUUAUAGUCGGAUUAAAGUUCUGGCUGGCUUUGCCACUGAAUAUGUGAACAAUUGUAUAGUUUUGGAAAACGUCAAACCUUAGAAGAGUUUGUUAAACAUAGUGUGCUCUUUACCUUUAAUUUGAAUCAAAACAUCUUCAGUGUGAUCAAUUUUUAUGCUUUCUGCUCAUAACCAGUCCCCCCGACUACUGAGGGGAGCAAUCAUUAAUAACAAACAGUUAUAAUGUCCUUUAUUUUAGUGAAGUUUUGAUGAAGACUCUAGUCUUCAUUUGUACAGUUAAAAAUAUAAGUGUCACAUGUUUGAAGUGCCAUAAAUGCCCCUCCCCAAACAAAAAACUUGCUGGCGCCUUAGUUCAUAACUCGUAGUGUCUAACGUAAAUGAUUCCCCGGUUGUUGAAACGAGACUGGCAUAUACCGUCCGACUAAUGAUAAACCGAAACUAGUCUAUCUUUUGUGGAUAUUUGUCAUGAAAACAGGUGCUGCCGGUCCCAAAUUCAUUCGAUAUACUGUGGAUGUUGUGAGGUAUGUGUAAUAAUGCGCUAAAAUCCCGUGUCAAAAUCCUUGGUGUGCUGAUGAAAUCCGAUUUUGUGUGAAUGGGAUUUUAGUCUCUUUCCAAAAAAAUUGCGUUCGUUUUUGCUCGCGCAAAUAUUAUAAACGCGUGAGCAAACGAGAGCAUGUGUAACGGGCAACUGAAAAUUUUUUGUCAUUCAAACUGCAACUUUUCAAAACAAGAGCUGCGAAAGUAAACACGGAAAAUAAGAUAAGUCGAUUCUCUUUUUUGCUGAUAAUUUACUUGUUGACAACUUUCCAUGUUCGAAAUGAAUUCUAAAUGUGACUUUGAUUUUGACGUAGAUUAUUUUACUUGGCUAAAAGAUCCAAAGCCGCAACAAGAACGCCACGAGAAAUUUUCAUCAAGUGAACAACAGAAAGGGGAAGGAGGUCGCCGCAAAUGGAAAGAUAUGGUCCUAAACGAUGUAAAAUUACAAUGGUAUAUCUCGGUGCGAGUUGAUAUUCCGUUGUACAGGGACUACGAAACGAUGUGUUUGUUUCAUAACCAUUGGAGCACUACGUACGACGAUUUAAAACUGCUACGACGAAAGGGUGGAUUUGACUCCGAAAGUCUCCCGCGAUCAAAUUUCCUUACUUUUGGAGGCCAUUGGAAUAGAAAAAUACGCUCCUGUGAUAAUCCCGACUGUUUUUUCGAAGACGGCCAUAGUUAUGUUGAUUAACUAAUUUAGAAUCUAGUUGUACAAUAAUAUUUACUAAAUUUUAGGCAAUGUAUAUUAUAAUGUAUUUAUAUAAUUACACUGAUUGAUAUAUCAACUUUGUGGAAACCAAAUAUUCAUAGGUCUUAGAUUUAGACUAUUGAGUUUAGAAACAUGCCAUUAGACAAUAUAGCAAUUA